CCGAGGUUUCCUGAGGCGCCCUUGCUUUACGACGGUGACAACUAUGGCGGCGUUCGGUGUAAGAUUUGAAAGUGCUAGCAGUAUCGAAGAACGAAAAGAACAGACCCGUAUAUCCAGGGCCGAGGUCUUACGCCAGGCCAAACAUAAUUUUGAAAAAGAACAAAGGAGUAAAGAACUUAAGCAACUUCGAGGUGAGGACACAUGGAUGCUACCUGAUGUGAAUGAGCGAAUUGAACAGUUCUCACAGGAACAUUCUGAGAAGAAAAAGAAGAAAAAGGACAAACAUUCAAAAAAAGUGAAGAAAGAGAGGAAAAAGAAGAAGAAGAAACAGAAAUGUCAGAAACAGAGUGAGUCAACUGACAGCUCCUCAAGCUCUGAAGACGAGUGGGUUGAGGCUGCUCCCUCCCAGAUACCUGGCAAAGAAAAGAGCUGGAAAGUGAACGACAAAAGGACAGAAAAAGAAUGUGACAGCCAUGGUAUUCAGCAGCGUGAUGAGUGGAUGACUGUUGAUUUUAUGUCCAUUAAAACUGUGUCCUCAUCAUCACUCAAAGCUGAAAAGGAAACUCUAAGACAAACAGAGCGGGAGAAAACCCAAGCGUUCGAGCAGUCCAAACUGCUAGAAAGAGAGUUGAAUCCAUACUGGAAGGACGGGGGGACAGGUCUCCCAUCGGAAAACUGUAUACUGCCAGUUGCUAAAGCUACAGGAGUAGAGGAUGGUGGAUUAAGCUGGCUAAGAAAGUCUUGUCAAAGAAUGAAGGAACAAGCUCAAAAAGAAAACAGAAAUUUUGAAGAUAUUGUAGCUGAAAAAUAUGGGUCAAUGGAAAUAUUUCAGUCAAAAUUAAAAGAAGCUGAAAAAAUUGCAUACAAAAGAGAAGACUAUGGAUGGGAUCCCGGGAGGAAGCCUGCGUAUUCAGAUAGAGCACAGUGUAGUCAAGCAAGUGACACAUCAGAUUUUGUGAAAUGUAAAAGUCUCUCCGGGGACAGACCCCUGGAAACGGGGCCUGCAGACAGCAGCAAGUAUAAGUUCAGUGUUCCUGACACAGGGAGGAGAUCUGGAACUUCAGGACCUUGUAGAAGGGAAUCUGCCCAAAGAAAUGGCCGAGAGUCUUCUGGAAAUUUGAGAUCUAAAUUCUUAAGACCCUCUGAUGAAGAUGAACUGUCAUUUCACAAGAGGAGAGAUUUUGAAUCAUCUACUUCAUAUUCUCCAUUAGUGGCUCAGGCUUCUUUGCAUUGUGAUUUUCGAAAACCCGCAGAGAAGAGUGAAGAAAGUUCAACAUCCUGGAGUCGAUCUGGUAGGCGACAAGAAGACAGGAAGCCUUCAGAUCAAAAGCCAUUGGAAACCCGGAGCUACAGUGCCCAUCAGCACACUACAGGAGAUAGAAGAGAAAAGUUACAGGCUGAGAGCGUGAGGGAUGAUCCACCAGCAAGAGGACAUCUGGAAGACAUAACGCCACCAGUUGAUGGUCCAGAGGCAAAGUCCACCUAUGUCUUGAGUGUUGAUGAAAAGAACAAGUUGGGGGCGAAGAUUAUCAAGGCAGAAAUGAUGGGGAAUAUGGAAUUAGCUGAACAACUUAAAGCCCAGCUUAAAGAGGCAAAUAAAUUUAAAGAAACCAUUGCACAGAUACCAGCAAAAAGAUUAGGGGUAGAGCAUGAAGAUGAACAAGAAGUAAUCCUUAUUCGAACAGAUGAGUCUGGAAGAAUGUGGCCUGUGAACAGCCCUAGAGAAACUCUGGAUAUGAAAGCGGAAAGAAGGAAGAGGCAGAGAGUUUCAGUCUAUGAGGAUAAAGAAAGAAUCCGAUACUUUCCUGAUGAUGAUCAUUUGAGUCUCAAAGAUUUAGUCAAGAAUGAGAAAAUGGGAACAGAUAACGAUCAAAACAGACUUUUCAUGAAAAUGGCAUCUAAGUUUAUGGGAAAAUCAGAUGGAGACUAUUACACUCUGGAUGACAUGUUUGUCUCCAAAGCAGCUGAGAAAGAGCAUCUUGGUAAGAAGGAAGAGAGCCAGAGGAGAAGAGCCAUUGCUGAGCACCAGAGUCUUGCUGCACAAAUGGCAAAGUGUCUGUACUGUUUUGACAGCGCUCAGUUCCCCAAGCACCUUAUUGUGGCAAUCGGUGUGAAGGUUUAUUUAUGCUUACCCAAUUUCCAGUCUCUUACUGAAGGACACUGCCUCAUAGUCCCUCUACAACAUCAUCAAGCAGCCACUGUAUUAGAUGAAGAUAUCUGGGAGGAGAUUCAGAUGUUUCGGAAAUCAUUGGUAAAAAUGUUUGAAGAUAAAGAAUUGGAUUGUAUCUUUUUGGAGACUAAUAUGGGUUUGAGGAAACACUCUCAUAUGAUCUAUGAGUGUAUCCCUCUCCCAAAAGAAGUGGGUGACAUGGCUCCCAUCUAUUUUAAGAAAGCCAUAAUGGAAUCUGAUGAAGAAUGGUCCAUGAAUAAGAAGUUGAUAGAUUUGUCUUCAAAAGAUAUUAGAAAGUCUGUACCCAGAGGCUUGCCUUACUUCGCUGUCAACUUUGGCCUUCAGGGAGGAUUUGCCCACAUCAUUGAAGAUCAGUACAAAUUUCCUCAUUACUUUGGAAAGGAAAUCAUUGGUGGUAUGCUGGAUCUAGAACCCAGGCUGUGGAGGAAGGGGAUCCGAGAAAGGAGUAUGGCUGAUGCUGAUGCUAUUGCCUACUUUUAG
Messenger RNA from Mastomys coucha (southern multimammate mouse), 2671 nucleotides. RefSeq names its product CWF19 like cell cycle control factor 2 (gene Cwf19l2). The record is from RefSeq and is a predicted model, not a curated record. Bases 44 to 2671 code for a protein of 875 amino acids. NCBI's taxonomy places the organism in Eukaryota, Metazoa, Chordata, Mammalia, Rodentia, Muridae. Gene Ontology annotation, biological process: mRNA splicing, via spliceosome. The transcript is spliced from 19 exons. Gene Ontology annotation, cellular component: post-mRNA release spliceosomal complex.